Moneuplotes crassus is the source of this 699-nucleotide messenger RNA. Lineage: Eukaryota; Ciliophora; Spirotrichea; Euplotida; Euplotidae. The record is from the annotation of a GenBank genome assembly.
AUGCCUCAGUACGGAGAACCAGACUAUUGGGAUAAGAGAUAUUCCAAUCAGAAGGAAAAGACUUUCGAUUGGCUAGAGAAUUGGGCUUCUCUCAAACCUACUGUCGAAAAAUUGAUAGACAAAGAUGCUAGAAUUUUAAUGUUAGGGUGAGGAAAUGCUCUUAUUAGUCAAGAAAUGUAUGACGAUGGUUAUAAGAAUAUUGCAAACAUUGAUAUUUCCUCAGUAUGCAUUGAGAACAUGAAAGAAAGAAACUUUGAAAGAUCAGAAAUGACUUGGGAAGUGAUGGAUGUCACUGAUAUUAAAUAUGACGACCAAACAUUCGAUCUCGCCAUUGACAAAUCAACAAUUGACGCAUUGCUUUGUGGUGAUGAUUCUUUCCUUAAUGUAGCAAAGAUGACAAAAGAAGUACAAAGAGUCUUAAAAACAGGAGGAUACUAUUUUGUAAUCUCAUAUGGACAACCAGAUAAUAGGAAUCAUCAUUUCCUCCGUCCUCAUUUAGACUUCAAUUUAGAAUAUGGAACUGUUUACCCUGUUGACUGAAAGGAAGAAGAUAAGAUUAAUAAAGAGCAUUACAUCUAUACAUGCCAAAAAGGACCAAAAGCAGAUGAAAAUUGUGAAGCUCAUUGGGAAGAAGUAGAAACAGAGCUAAUUGAAGAAGCUGAGAAUAAAAUGCAAAUACGCGCUGCAGAAUUAGAUUAA